This is a messenger RNA of Leptinotarsa decemlineata (Colorado potato beetle), 5410 nucleotides long. It is a transcript of the gene Dora, whose product is annotated as zinc finger SWIM domain-containing dorado. Gene Ontology annotation, cellular component: Cul2-RING ubiquitin ligase complex. Lineage: Eukaryota; Metazoa; Arthropoda; Insecta; Coleoptera; Chrysomelidae. The record is from RefSeq and is a predicted model, not a curated record. Gene Ontology annotation, molecular function: zinc ion binding.
UUGACAAUUAUUCGAGUUCGAGGGGAGGAAACUGACAGUUCAGCCAGGCAGGGGCCAGUGGUCGGAUGGAUUGCAAAUCGUUGUUAGUUAAAGACAGUAGCCAUAUUUGUUGUUAUCGUUAAUGGGGGAGGUUGCGAUCCUGUAAAAACACUAUUGACGAAUUGUUGAGUGGAAAGCGCGAGUGCAUGAAUUAGUGGGGUCCCCGAACGACCCAAGAAGGGUGAUGAAGCAGGUCCUGGGCCAGCAGUGAGUGUCUUGUGUCAGGGGGUCUCUCUUUGUUUGAAACUGGCGGCGGCUGCUGGAAAUCUGGCCGGUGGUGGCAACGAUGUGCCACCCGCGAUGCUGGAUUGGGGCGACAGGGAAGGUGACAGGUUCAGUUUUGAGGACUCGGACAGAUUUGAGGAGGAUUCCCUAUGUAGCUGGAGCUCAGAACCAGAGAGCCUUUGCAACAAUUGGAGAGGAUGGAAGAAGCCCUCGGCAGCAUCCACCACCUUCUUUGGGGCUAGCAGAAAGUCCGCGGACGACACCCAAGCCGUACCAUCUCUAACCGAACUAGCAGCGAAAUGCGUAGCUUCUCAUAUACCCUUCGAACUGGUGGAGCACGUUUAUCCGCCAGUGCCGGAACAGCUCCAGCUCAGGAUAGCCUUCUGGAGUUUCCCGGACAACGAGGAGGACAUCAGGUUGUACUCUUGUCUGGCGAACGGUUCGGCAGACGAGUUCUCGCGUGGGGACGGCUUGCACAGGAAUCAUAUGGUGAAGGAUCCGUUGCAAAUCGCCCCACUUGGUAACGUUACGCGCCCCGGUAUCGGAAUCGUUGUCACGCCUCCAGAGGGAUCAGUUACAAAAAUUCGCACAGUAUCUAAUCAGCGAACUACCGCAACAAAUUCUCCCAACUGCUCAAAGACUUCUAGAUGAACUUUUGGGAUCUCAGCCGUCCGCCAUCAACUCGGUGUGCGGUGCUCCGGACCCGACAGCUGGAGCUUCUGCGAACGAUCAAACCUCUUGGUACCUCGAUGAAAAGACGUUGCACGAUAACAUAAAGAAAAUACUGAUUAAGUUUUGUGUUCCAGCACCUAUAGUAUUUAGCGAUGUGAACUAUUUGAGCACUGUAGCACCUCCAGCUGCAGCAGAAUGGACCUCUCUAUUAAGACCUCUUCGAGGCAGAGAACCAGAAGGAAUGUGGAAUUUGCUCAGUAUCGUCCGCGAAAUGUUCAAACGAAAUGAUAGAAACGCCAUACCUCUACUGGAGAUCAUAACCGAAGAGUGUCUGGCAUGUGAACAGAUCUUGAUUUGGUGGUUCAACACUAAAGUCGCUCUUCUUAGCGGGAAUUCUGGAUACGGUGGCAGCGGAGGCGGCAAACAUAAUAACGUGAAUAGCAAUACACAUGCGUCGCAACACGCAUGCUCGUCACUAUGCGAUGAGGUCGUCGUAUUGUGGAGAUUGGCGGCUCUCAAUCCAGGGCUGGCACCUUCUGAAAGAGAUAUGCUCCAUAACCAGUUCACCACAUGGCACAUGAAGAUUUUAGAAAAAGUCAGUAAAUGUCGCAACACGACUUCAAGUUCUACGUCGAACUAUAACAAAAACUCAAGCUCCCUAAAAAUGGAUUUAGAAGUGUUCACUGGUUUCAAACCAGCCAUAGAGGCUUGCUACCUAGACUGGGAUGACUAUCCCAUGCCUGGUAUCACCUACACUCAGGACAUAAACCCUAUGUAUCAUUGCCCAUUUACUUGUUUCCGACAUGGUGCCGAUAGUAGUCGAGGAGAAAGUCAGGUGACCCAAGUCAAUUCCAGCAAAGCAGUAUUGAACUGCGAAAAUCCCCACAUGACCCAUUCCCAUCACCGUCGCCAUCAUCACCACCACCAUCAUUCACAUACAAGGGUAACCAGAUUAGAUUUUGGUAACGUGAUUGACUUGAAUCCUGUAGAAUAUCCUCCACAUCCACAAAUCAAUAAUAGGGAUGGAAACAGGUCAAGUGUUAGUAGCGAAGGAUUUUGUGAGGUUGAUGACGAUCUCAUACAAGAAAGCAGAUUCAACGACUCUGACUCUCAGGAAGGUGGCGGUAGCGACUCGUCUAGUAAUAGUAGCCAAGACAGCAACACUCCAUCAACCACACAGCAUUCCCUCAAUUCGAGCGACAACGACACCAGCAAAGAGAACUACAAGCCUUUGCAGUCCAUACCGAUACCUAGCACCUCGAACACCUGGACUCCGAACACGCCGCCUCCGCAAGUGUCCACUUCCAGAAGGCCGUCAAAAGGCGAAUCUACCUCUUCGUCGAACUCUGAAUCACCUCAGUCUGGCGACGAAUAUAACAUGUACUUUUAUAAUAGUAAAGACAUAAAUUUAGUUAGUGCUAGUACUCAAGGUGACGUUAACGUUAAAUUGGACGACAGUGAGGACAAGUCGACCAUGUUCUCCAGCUUGAGGAAAUGCGACGAUCCUUGGGAUGUUUUGUUUUCACGAGCGGAGGGAUUGCACGCACAUGGACAUAAUAGAGAGGCGUGCAUUUUGGGGGUGAAACUCGCCGAAGAACUACUGAUGAACCCUCCAGAUUUGAUGAUUGAAAUUCCGCCCAUACCUAAAAAAAAAGCUUGUUGCAGCAGACCUCAUAGCUCUACAAGUGCGGAGAUAGAACAAGGAAUCAACAAUUUAUCAGUAACUGGUCAAGCAGGCGCAGUUGCUGUACAAGGGCCAGUAACGAGGGCCAAAGAUGGCCGAUACAAGGGUAAAAGAGCUUACCCCUCCAUACCGAAUCAACCUUCGGAAGCUGGAGCUCAUUUCAUGUUUGAAUUAGCCAAGACGGUGUUGAACAAAGCUGGCGGCACCAGCAGCACUUCUUUGUUUACUCAACCGUCCACUAAUCAGAAUCAUCAUGGUCCCCAUAGGGCUUUGCAUAUGUGCGCUUUUCAGUUGGGCUUAUAUGCGUUGGGAUUGCACAAUUGCGUCAGCCCCAACUGGCUCAGUAGAACUUACUCAUCUCAUGUUUCAUGGAUAACUGGUCAAGCAAUGGAAAUUGGAGCUGCAGCAAUAUCAUUCCUCAUAGAUACUUGGGAGGGCCAUCUCACUCCUCCCGAAGCUGCGAGCAUUGCUGACCGGGCUUCUCGGGGCUGUGAUUUGAAUAUGGUCCGUGCUGCUGCAGAACUGGCUCUCUCCUGCCUUCCACACGCUCAUGCGCUCAAUCCAAAUGAAAUCCAACGAGCAAUACUACAGUGCAAGGAACAAAGCGAAGAAAUGUUAGAGCACGCUUGCCACACCGUUGAAAAUGCUGCGAAAGGAGGUGGAGUGUACCCCGAGGUGCUAUUCCAGGUAGCCAAAUACUGGUAUGAGUUGUAUAUCAGGCACACACCUGGAGGUGAACAGCUUAUGGAUAGUGAAAUGGCUCACGAUACCAUUAUGGAUCCUCAUGGAGCAAAUGCAAAUAACAAUAAUUUAAUGGUCAUUGAUAUACAUUUUCAGCAUGCUGCACCCCCUGUUGGAAUGUAUGUGGGUCAUUAUAAUUAUGUUCACCAUCCUCAUCCUCACCAGCCUCAAAUCAGUUAUGGGGGCCCUUUACACCCCCUUCACCAAGCUCCACCUCCUGGACACGUUCAAAUGUAUCAGUUUCCAUAUCCACCUCCUCCUCCUCAAGGGACAGCACCCCCAUUCCAACCUGUACCAACGUCAUAUGCUAAUUUACCUCCUCCCCAACAAGCAGCUUACACAAACGCACCCUCCCAGUAUCCUCAACCUCCUCCAGCUGUCUUCACAACUCCUCAGCAGGCCCCUCCUCCACAAGCUCAGUUGCAGUAUUACAGUCCAGCUGUUACAAUAGCUCAACCUGUGCAAGGUCUAAGGCCGCCUACUCACAUAUAUCAAGCACCACCUCCUGGUAUGGUGCCCCACCCUCCAACAGCUGUUGCAAGAACACACAGGCCACAUCAAUUCAAUCAGGCACAGUUGAGGUAUUUAUUGACAUCUUAUAGGGUAGGUAUGUUGGCUCUAGAAACUUUAGCUAGGAGAGUCCAUGACGAUAGACCUCAAGCGAAGUAUGCAAGGAAUCCGCCUUAUGGAGAGGACGUUAAGUGGCUGUUGAGAAUAUCCAAACAUUUAGGUAAGAAGCUGCAGAUGAAUCCAGCCACCCAUCAGCUAAGCUGUCUGGCCUCUGGCACCCUGUCCAAAUGUGCCUUUUUGUGCUCCGUGCUCGCCGAAAACUGCGAACAUUUUCAUCUGGCUUUCCGUGUUGGCAUGUUUGGCCUUGAGAUGGCUAGACCGCCGGCCAGCACGAAACCCUUAGAAGUCAAAUUAGCCAAUCAGGAAGCCGAUCUGGUAAACUUACUAAAACGCAUACCGUUGGGUCAUAACGAACUCCAAAUCCUCAGAAAACGUGCCGAUGCGCUCAAAGACGGCACUCUGAGAUCCAGAGGGGAAGCGAUGCUUCCCAUAAUGUUGGCCAGUUUUAUUUUCGAUGCGCUAGUCAUUCCGAGUGUUGUCGGUCGCGACAGAGGCAAAAUUAUCAAUAUGCGGUUACCUUCGGAUGAAUAUUUGGGCUUUGAAGCGGCAGUUGCUGCUCUUGGUUUGAAGGCAAACGUUUCUGAAGCAGACCACCCGUUACUUUGUGAAGGCACCAGGAGGCAGAGAGGAGACCUUGCAAUAGCACUCUUGAUGUUUUACAAAGAUAAUUGUUGGAAGAUGGCGAGGAUAAUGGACCGGCUAUUGGAUAAAGAGGUUCACCAAUUGCUGAAGACACCCAUCGUGAGUUCUUACUAUUCCAGCAAUCCUCCGAUAAAGAGCCAGUAUACCAACCUGAAACGGGAAGACUGUGAUAAAGUAAUAACUCCGAUUAGUCCUUUCUUACCUCCUGUUGAAAUCAUUCCUUCAGAAAUGGUAUGUGAAGCUGAUAUCUGCUGCAGAGAGCAGAAUCUACUCAAGCUGUGGUAUUUGUAUCAUUUCGACAAUCUUUCUAAUUCUAGGUCUAAAUCUUGCAAGAAAGAGCUCUGGAGCCAAAUUAAUGCAGCAUUGCAGGCUAACACUAAAUGACAAAGGCCUGAAUUAGGAGGCCAAGGUAGUUAUAGUUAUCUCAGAGUUUUGUCGGAUGGAGCAGACGAGAUGGAACAAGCUGCAACACCGCCUCGUCUACACCUGUGCCAGUUUCAAACUGCGGAUCUCACUAUCGCUCAUCCGAUAUUUUUAACACCUGCUCAUCCACUUCUACCGCACGAUGUCAUCGUCAACGAACAAUCCCCUAACGUAGCAUGGGUGCCGUGUUCUAAUGAUUCUUCUCCGCCCAGCAGUUGAUUUAGUCAUGCAUAAGUCAACAAUCAUAGAAAGAUGAAAAUUUGGGUUUCAUCUUUAGAAGGCAAGUGAGGUUUUUUAAUUGUAGGUAGUUAUUUUUUAUUAUCAAUUUUAAUUUCGAAUAAAAAAUCUUCAAUU